AUGUCGAAAAGAAUACCAACAAGGGAUAUCGCGGCAUCAUUGACCCCUCCUCAUGGAUCGUCAUCAUUGAGCGACAGUCAACUCGUCAACGAAGAGGCCUAUGGUGUUGACCUGCAGAACAGACAGUUCAUCUGGUAUAUCCUGAAGGACCUCGACAAUAAAGCUUCCUUCGAACUGAGGAUAUCCUACCCUGCUACCUCGCCGGCUGACUUUGACAUGUCGGUUUGGACAUUGGAAGAGGCUCAGGAGCGGUUGCCAACAAGCAUUGAUCUUCUCGACCACUUUCCCCAGAACACGAUGUUUGCAAGGAUCAAGGCGACUUACACAGGAGUAUCCUACCUAUCAAACGGAAUGUCACCUAGUCCAGAGACACUUCCUGUGCCUUUCAACCUAGUGCUGGAGCGACUUUACUUUAUGAUCCCAUACCAAGCUCUGAAGCUCGCUGCUGUGAUUGCAGUGGUGGUCGUGGGUGGAUUAGGAUAUGUUGUUCCUCGAGUUCAUUGUGCGUUGAUUGAGAUAUCUGCCCAAGGCUCAAAAAGCAAAAAAGCGGAAUAA
Molecule: messenger RNA, 555 nt
Organism: Linnemannia hyalina
Lineage: Eukaryota; Fungi; Mortierellomycota; Mortierellomycetes; Mortierellales; Mortierellaceae
Source: the annotation of a GenBank genome assembly